AAGUUUUUCGAUUUAUUCAGAAACUGAUGGCCUUGCCCUUCAUCCCUGCUUUAGAGAUCCGUCAGACGUUUGAAGAGCUGACUGAGACCGUCACCCCUCGCAACAAGCUUUGUCAGCUUGUGGGUUACAUGAAGACCCAAUGGAUCUACAAGAGAACAUGUCCCCCUUCAAGCCUAUCUUGCUUCCGACAGACAACAAGAACAAACAAUCACAUCGAAGUCAGGGAGCAACAGCUGGGACUAUACCGACUUAUCAAAGCCCUACAUCGGGAGGCGUCCCUGCUCCCAAUCAAGAUCCUCCUGCUGAAGGAGAGCAAAUUGAGGGGAAGAACCAGGGACCGAUCAACCACAGCCCAGAAGGAGAUCUUUCCUCUGUGGGCAGAGUUCAAGGAGGACCAAAUCACAGUCCAGCAGCUCUUGUCAAAAGUUAGCCGCAUUCAUGGACCAGCCCGUCAUACAGACGAAAGUUAAAAAGAAAAGAAAGACAUAUGAUUUCCUGUAGGAGGAACUUCUG
Molecule: messenger RNA, 513 nt
Organism: Haliotis rubra (blacklip abalone)
Lineage: Eukaryota; Metazoa; Mollusca; Gastropoda; Lepetellida; Haliotidae
Exons: 2
Coding region: 27-470 (147 amino acids)
Source: RefSeq, a predicted model, not a curated record